Molecule: messenger RNA, 4482 nt
Organism: Penicillium canariense
Lineage: Eukaryota; Fungi; Ascomycota; Eurotiomycetes; Eurotiales; Aspergillaceae
Product: Phospholipid-transporting ATPase DNF1
Exons: 4
Coding region: 1-4482 (1493 amino acids)
Biological process (GO): phospholipid translocation
Cellular component (GO): plasma membrane
Molecular function (GO): magnesium ion binding; ATP hydrolysis activity; ATPase-coupled intramembrane lipid carrier activity
Source: RefSeq, a predicted model, not a curated record
AUGGCUUCCGUGCGCUUCCCUGGAGACGAGAAUAAUGAGGGUGGUAAUGAGAGUAAUGAGGUUCGAGAGGUCAGCAGCAACAUCUCCAAGCCGACCAAACGCCAAAGAUGGGCCACCACGCGCCAGGGCGGCUCCGGCGGCAUGCGGAAACGUGUCUCCAUCAUCAAUCGCUUUCACAAGGGAUCGGAGAUGAGGGAUGAGAAGCGCAAGUCCGCAACCCCGAGCACUCCGGCCGACACCGCGUCUUUCAAUGGCGACCAAGGCCAGGAGUCGGGGCCCAAUCGAACGAUCUACUUCAACGUCCCGAUCCCCGAGACCGAACGCGACGAAGAUGGCCAUCUCAUUAACACCUACCCCCGGAAUAAGAUUCGGACUGCCAAAUAUACCGCGUUGACUUUCGUUCCGAAGAACAUCUGGUUGCAGUUUCACAACAUUGCGAACAUCUACUUCUUGUUUGUCAUUAUUCUCAAUUUUUUCCCUAUUUUCGGUGCCAACAACCCUGGUCUGAAUGCCGUCCCCUUGAUCGUCAUUAUCGUUGUCACCGCUAUCAAGGACGCGAUUGAAGAUUGGGGCCGAACUGUAUCGGAUAAUCAAGUGAACAACUCCCCGGUUUAUCGACUGAUUGAUUGGAACAAUGUGAAUUCGACCGAAGAUAGUAUUUCACUAUGGCGUCGGGUCAAGAAGGCGUCCACGCGAGGCGUGAUUGCCACGUAUCAUUGGGGAAAGCAGGUCUUCAAGAAGAAGGAUCAAGAACAGGAUCCCGAAGACGGACGACGACGAGACUCCUUUCUAACUACCGCGACCCCGCGAGCCUCGAUCUAUUCGCAUCGAAACUCCCUCGCCGCCGACGCCGCUAUUCCGAUGACCGACGUCCCUUCACCCCAAGCUGAAGUUCGGGAAGGUUGGCCCAUGUCGAGCAACUCUGAGAACAAGUACCUCUCUCCAAAUAGCGCUGCCCGAGAGAGUGUGAUGUCGCCGACUUCCUCGGACAAGAAAACCGGAAGUAUACUGGACAUCUCGAAGCAAACCCCUGGUACGGCUCGAUUCAAGCGCGACUACUGGAAGAGCAUUCAAGUCGGCGACUUCGUGCGUCUGUACAACGAAGACCCAAUUCCGGCCGAUAUCGUUAUUCUCUCUACUUCCGAUCCCGAUGGAGCCUGUUACGUUGAAACCAAGGGCCUGGAUGGUGAGACGAACUUGAAGGUCCGUCAUGCCCUCCACUGUGGUCGUCAGGUUCGACAUGCUCGCGACUGUGAGAAAGCCGAAUUCACCAUCGAGAGUGAAGCUCCUCACCCCAACCUGUAUUCCUACAACGGUGCGAUCCGUUGGGAUCAACGCGAUCCAAACUUCCCUGACGCCCCCGCAAGGAGAUGCACCGAGUGGGUUCUUGGUGUGGUUGUCUUCACUGGUGGAGAAAGUAAGAUUAUGCUCAACGCUGGCGCGACCCCAGCCAAGCGUGCUCGCCUGGCCAAGGAUCUGAAUUGGAACGUCAUCUACAACUUCAUGAUUCUGUUCGUCAUGUGUCUGGUUGCGGGUAUUGUGAACGGCUUCGCGUGGGCUGCCUCGGACAAGUCUUUGGACUUCUUCGACUUUGGGUCAUACGGUGGCACGCCCUCCGUCACGGGUAUUGUCACCUUCUGGACCGCCCUUAUCCUGUUUCAAAACUUGGUGCCCAUUUCGUUAUACAUCUCACUCGAAAUCGUCCGCACCAUCCAGGCCGUCUUCAUUCACAGUGAUCUGUACAUGUACUACGAAAAGCUCGGGCUCUACUGUGUACCGAAGUCGUGGAACAUUUCAGAUGACGUGGGACAAGUCGAAUAUAUCUUCUCCGACAAGACUGGUACUCUCACGCAGAACGUCAUGGAAUUCAAGAAGACCACCAUCAAUGGCGUGUCCUAUGGUGAAGCUUACACCGAAGCUCAGAUCGGCAUGAGACGUCGGGAAGGCGCCAAUGCCGAUGAAGAAGCCACUCAAGCCCGUGCACAAAUCGCUGCUGAUGGGACAAAGAUGCUGGAGAUGCUCCGUCGAAUCCAUGAUAACCCGUACCUCAAAGAUGAAAAUUUGACUUUUAUUGCCCCGAAUUUCGUGGCCGACCUUGAAGGGCAGUCUGGUGAAUAUCAGAAGAAGGCGGUGGAGCAUUUCAUGUUGGCUCUGGCCCUUUGUCACUCUGUUAUCACUGAGCAUACUCCGGGUGACCCUCCCCAGAUUGAGUUCAAGGCGCAGUCGCCCGAUGAGGCCGCCUUGGUCAGCACCGCCCGAGACUGUGGUUUCACAGUCCUCGGCCGUGCCGGCGAUGAUCUCUUGUUGAAUGUCAUGGGUGAGGAACGUACUUACACCGUCUUGAAUACUCUAGAGUUCAACUCUUCGCGAAAGCGUAUGAGUGCCAUUAUCCGCAUGCCCGAUGGCACUAUUCGUCUUUUCUGCAAGGGUGCUGACAGCAUCAUUUACUCGCGUCUGGCUCGUGGCAAGCAGCAGGAGCUCCGACGCCAGACUGCGGAGCACCUCGAGGAAUUCGCCAAAGAAGGUCUGCGAACCCUGUGUGUCGCUGACCGUCUCCUUGGUGAAGAAGAGUACCAGGCCUGGAAUCGCGAGCACGAUAUUGCUGCGGCUGCAAUUACCGAUCGUGAAGAGAAACUGGAGAAGGUCUCGAGCCAAAUCGAGCAGGAGUUGAUGCUUAUUGGUGGCACUGCCAUCGAGGAUCGUCUCCAGGACGGUGUCCCAGACACCAUCCAACUACUCGCAGAUGCUGGUAUCAAGCUGUGGGUUCUGACUGGGGACAAGGUCGAGACUGCCAUCAACAUCGGUUUUUCGUGCAAUUUGCUCAAUAAUAACAUGGAUCUGAUUGUUCUCAAUAUCCCUGAGAAUCAGCAUGAGCAAGCGGCUCAAGAGCUUGAGAAGCACCUCCGGACUUUUGGUCUGACUGGCUCCGAUGAAGAACUUAUCGCCGCUCGCGAGGAUCACUCACCACCGGCGCCCACCCAUGCCGUUAUUGUCGACGGUGAAACACUCAAGAUGAUGCUCUCCGACGAGUUGAAGCAGAAGUUCCUCCUGCUCUGCAAGCAGUGCAAAGCUGUCCUUUGCUGCCGUGUCAGCCCUUCCCAGAAAGCUGCAGUUGUCAACAUGGUCCGUCAUGGUCUGAACAUCAUGGGUCUCGCCAUUGGUGACGGUGCCAACGACGUUGCCAUGAUUCAAGAAGCCGAUGUUGGUGUCGGCAUCGCUGGUGAAGAAGGUCGACAGGCCGUUAUGUCCUCGGACUACGCUAUUGGACAAUUCCGAUUCCUCCAGCGCCUGCUGCUCGUCCAUGGAAGGUGGUCCUACCGUCGCCUGGGAGAGUGUACCGCCAACUUUUUCUACAAGAACUUGGUGUGGACUUUCGCUCUUUUCUGGUACUGUAUCUAUAACGACUUCGAUGGCUCCUAUCUUUUCGACUACACCUAUAUCGUCUUGGUUAACUUGGCUUUCACUUCGCUGCCAGUUAUCUUCAUGGGCAUUUUUGACCAAGACGUUGACGACAGAGUAUCUCUUGCGGUGCCUCAGCUCUAUAUGCGCGGUAUUGAGCGCAAGGAAUGGUCGCAGCUCAAGUUCUGGCUCUAUAUGGCUGAUGGGUUGUACCAAUCUGUGAUCUGUUUCUUCAUGCCGUAUAUGUUAUACCAAGCAGCCAAUUUCGCCACUGACAGUGGUCGGGAUAUUGGUGAUCGGACCCGCAUGGGUAUCCUGGUCGCGACAUGUGCCGUCCUUGCCAGUAACAUGUACAUCAUGAUGAACACCUACCGAUGGGACUGGUUUACUUGCUUGAUCAACGUGAUCAGCUCCCUCUUAAUCUUCUUCUGGACUGGGGUCUAUUCAUCAUUCACGGCGGCUGGUCAGUUCUACGAUUCGGCUGCCGAGGUCUAUGGUGCUCUGAGCUUCUGGGUUGUGCUGCUCGUCACCGUCAUGAUCUCACUCCUCCCCCGGUUUAUGUACAACGCGGUCCAGAAGGUGUUCUUCCCGCUGGAUGUCGAUAUCAUUCGCGAGCAGGUCACUCUUGGCAAGUUCAAGCACCUGGAACAGUUCGAAGACUACGUACCCCUCAGUGCUGGUGGUGCCGCGGUCAUAGGCCCCGGCGAUGAGUCGGCAACCUCUUCCGAGCUUGCCAAGCCAAUUCAACCGGCGAUGAAGCUGGAUCAAACUGGCCCUGACGAGCAUCGACCAUACUAUUCGCCCUCUCAGCACGCCAACGGCCACAAUCCUCGCAGCCAGAAUGGAAGCAAUGGUACGAAUUACACCGAGAGCUUGGAUCAGUGUCCGCGACCUCAGUCAGUGGAUUACGUCCGGCGCUCCCACGAGCGCACUCGACAUUCCUUCGAACGGGUACGGCAAAGCUUUGAGCAAAGCAACGACUUCACCUCGGCCGCCAGGCUCCAACGAAUGGAAUCAAGCCACACUCAGGGCUCCAAUCAAGAUCCGUUCCGCGCCCCAGGCGAGGCCCCUACUACACAUUGA